UUGCUGCACCAGUCCUGGAACAUCCACGCGUCCGCACAUGUUCCCGAUGCGUGACCCACCCGAUUACCCCGAUGCGUGACCCACCCGAUUACCAUCCAAAGGCGCAACGAAGCCGCUGAUCUCCAAGGAAACGUUAACCGGAGAAAGACGGCGGGCGGAGGGGAACGAGGGAACGCAGUUAAGAGAGGUGGAGAGUACCCCACCCUACUGUGUCGGUGCUCCCAUCGGAUGCGUCACCAGUUUAUUUAAGAGCAAGAAGGUCCCAUACAUAAGCGCAAGAGGGUCCGUCGUCCUCCUGGAUACCGGUAGGUGGGAAGAGGUGUUGCUUGGCGGAGAUGAGGUAUCUUAUAGAGGUGGAGAAGGGAAGGGAGGCCGCCGACGGCCGGCCCUCCGUUGGCUCUACCUACCGGAGCGUCUUUGCCAAGGACGGCUUCCCGCCGCCCGUUCCCGGCCUCGACUGUUGCUGGGAUGUCUUCCGUAUGAGUGUCGAGAGGUUCCCUGACAACCCAAUGCUCGGCCGUCGUGAAAUUGUUGAUGGGAAGCCCGGUAAAUAUGUCUGGAUGACCUACAAAGAAGUAUAUGACAUCGUGACGAAAGUAGGGGCUUCGAUACGGAGUCUUGGAGUUGAGCAGGGUGGCCGUUGUGGUAUCUAUGGUUCUAACUGUCCUGAGUGGGUCAUCAGUAUGGAGGCUUGCAAUGCUCAUGGGAUCUAUUGUGUUCCCUUAUAUGAUACUCUUGGUGCUGGAGCAGUAGAAUUCAUUUUAUGUCAUGCAGAGGUUCGGAUUGCUUUUGCAGAAGAGAAAAAGAUUGGAGAGGUGUUGAAAACCCUUCCUCGUUCAUCAAAAUUCUUAAAAACAAUUGUGAGUUUUGGCAAGGUUACCCCUGAACAAAGAGAUGAGGUUGAAAAGUCUGGUUUGGCUAUAUAUUCGUGGGAUGAAUUUUUGCUCUUGGGAAGUAAUAAAAAAUAUGAUAUUCCAACGAAGAAGAAAACUGAUAUAUGUACUAUAAUGUACACCAGUGGAACAACUGGUGAUCCUAAGGGUGUGAUGAUUUCGAAUGAUAGCAUUGUGACUCUUAUUGCUGGUGUUGAUAGGCUGCUUUAUAGUGUGAAUGAACAGUUGCAUGAACGUGAUGUUUAUUUAUCUUAUCUACCCCUUGCACAUAUCUUUGACCGAGUGAUUGAAGAGUUGUUCAUCUUCCAUGGGGCCUCAAUUGGAUUUUGGCGUGGGGAUGCCAAACUGUUAGUUGAAGACAUUGGGGUAUUAAAGCCAACUAUCUUCUGUGCUGUUCCACGAGUCUUGGAUCGCAUUUAUUCAGGACUACAAGCGAAGAUUUCUGCAGGAGGUUUCCUGAAGAGCAUGUUAUUUAAUCUUGCUUACAAAUACAAAUUUUAUAACAUGACGAAAGGAAGUAAGCAUGAGGAGGCAGCUGCAAUUUUUGAUAAAAUAGUUUUUAAUAAGGUAAAAGAUGGACUUGGCGGGAGAGUACGGCUUAUUUUAUCUGGAGCAGCUCCUCUAGCUAUCCAUGUGGAAGAAUUUUUAAGGGUGGUGACAUGUGCCCAUGUUCUACAAGGCUAUGAAAAAAAAAGCAAAAAAGCAAAAAGUAUGUUUGGUAACUAGUAUGUUUAGUUCCUCUCAUGCCCGCCAUUCUUACAAGCCAAUUCAUGAACCCAACGACCCAAGCUCGAGCUCCCAAGUUUGGUGCAGCCUAUCAACAGUGCCACCAUUGUGAACUCAUUCGGCCUCGCGCCGUCCUCCAACAUCCGUUGGAAUAGCUCAAAUGCCUCAUUCGGUCGCCUGUUCCUCGUGCAUCCAUCGAUCAUGGCCA
Molecule: messenger RNA, 1827 nt
Organism: Elaeis guineensis (African oil palm)
Lineage: Eukaryota; Viridiplantae; Streptophyta; Magnoliopsida; Arecales; Arecaceae
Source: RefSeq, a predicted model, not a curated record